Molecule: messenger RNA, 1002 nt
Organism: Arvicola amphibius (Eurasian water vole)
Lineage: Eukaryota; Metazoa; Chordata; Mammalia; Rodentia; Cricetidae
Gene: Fndc11
Product: fibronectin type III domain containing 11
Exons: 1
Coding region: 1-1002 (333 amino acids)
Molecular function (GO): protein binding
Source: RefSeq, a predicted model, not a curated record
AUGAACUUCCAGGUGACAGGCCUGGCCCUGGACAAAAUGAAGCUGGACAGUCCCCAUUCCUUCCUGGACUCAGAGGAGGUGGAGGAAGCAGAGGACCAGCAGCUGCUGGAGCCGGAGGCUUGGAGGACCUAUAUGGAGCGCCGCAAUGUGCUGCGUGAGUUUCUGACCACAGACCUGAGCCCCCAGUUGCUCAAGCGCCACCAUGCCCGCAUGCAACUACUCAAGAAGUGUUCCUACUACAUUGAGAUCCUCCCUAAGCAUCUGGCCCUGGGUGACCAGAACCCACUGGUGCUGCCUAACACCAUGUUCCAGCUCAUUGACCCCUGGAAGUUUCAGCGCAUGAAGAAGGUGGGCACAGCACAGACCAAGAUCCAGCUCCUGCUGCUCGGGGACCUGUUGGAACAGCUGGACCAUGGCCGAGCGGCACUGGACGCCCUGCUUGAGGCCCCUGACCCACGGCCCUUCCUGACUGGCUGGGGGCUUGUGGAGCAGCAGUUGGCGGAUUUGUCGGUGGUGAUGGACAACUUCCUGGCCAUGAUGGUACCAGGGCACCUGCAUGUCAAGCACCGCUUGGUAUCUGACAUUGGCGCCACCAAAAUCCCACACAUCCGGCUUAUGUUGAGCACUAAGAUGCCAGUUAUGUUCGACCGGAAGGAGUCAGUGGCCCAUCAGGACUGGGUCAGCCUCCGCUGGUUUGUCACCAUCCAACCAGCGGCACCAGAACAGUAUGAGCUGCGCUUCAAACUGCUGGAGCCGCGGACACAACAGGAGUGUACACAGUGUGGCAUAGUCCCCGUGGCUGCCUGUACUUUUGAUGUUCACAACCUGUUGCCCAACCGUACCUACAAGUUCACUAUCAAGAGAGCAGAAAGCUACACCCUGGUGUAUGAGCCCUGGCGGGACAGCCUCACCUUGCAGACCACACCAGGACCCCCUGAAGGGCCUGCCCCCAGUCGGCUGGGCAAGUCCAGCCUGCCCCUGACCACACCUUCUGAGAGAUGA